Grosmannia clavigera kw1407 is the source of this 1134-nucleotide messenger RNA. RefSeq lists its product as uncharacterized. NCBI's taxonomy places the organism in Eukaryota, Fungi, Ascomycota, Sordariomycetes, Ophiostomatales, Ophiostomataceae. The transcript has 3 exons. The record is from RefSeq and is a predicted model, not a curated record. The coding region runs from base 1 to 1134 and encodes 377 amino acids.
AUGUCCUCACCAAAUAUUACACCGCGGCACUCGCGGCGGUCCACCAUGGACUACUCGCCACAAGACCGGCGGAACUCCAAGUCGUCCUCUGUCCAGGACCCCUCCACGCCCUCCCACGAGUCGCGUCCGUCGUUUGGCAACAGUGAUGGCCUGGACGUGUUCAGCAGCAGCGCGGCGUGGGACGACGAAGACGCGGGAGAUCGAGAGGGAGGCGGCGGGCAGCGCGACAGCGGCGUCGACAUAGCACUGGCAUCCAGCCCUGGAGCGCAGCGGACAAGGAACACGAGCCUCGACCUGCCGACAGCCAACGGAAGCGGCAACGCACGGGGUCGACACCACGGCCACCACAAGCGCAGCAGCGUCUACGACGGCUCAGAGUACGGCUCAGACUCGGAUCUAGACACGCCGGGCAUGCCGCCCAGCCUGGUGGCCAAGAUGGAUGCCGUCGAGUCGUUGGCACGACGCGGGACAGAGGAGAACGGCGGGCCGAGCGACGGCGUCUGCCGGCGUCUGAUCGAGGAGCUGCGCGACCUGGGAUCGCAGGCAAACAUUGAGGGAGGAGCAUCGAGACUGAUCACGGCCCACUCCGCUCUGACGACACAUCUGGCACACCAGACACGACAGCUGCACGCGCUGGCGUUCCCUCUCUUUUCGCCGCUGGCCGUGUCGCCACUGAUGACAGUAGGGGGUGGCGGCGGUGCUGACGGUGACGACGGCGACGACGACGAGGAAGACAAGGACUCGCUGUCGCCGAUGCUGACGGCGCUGGCCGACCAGAUGCCACGGCCCAGCACGGCGGCAUACCAGUCGCUGGCGGCGCUGCACGGGCUGACAGGCGACCUCGUGGCGACGCUCAACUACCUGUCGGACACGCUGCACAUGGCACGACAGACGACGACGACGGCGACACGGCGACUGCGCAGCGCCAAAGAGCUGGUGGCCGAGAUGCGGCGCGACGAGGAGCUGCGGGAAGAGGGCGAGCGAUGGCUGGCCCGCGGCAACUGGGACGAGCGGCUGCGACGGCGCGAGUGCGCCCACGUCUGCGGCGAGGUUGUCGGCGGCUUUGAGGAGGUCUGCAACGGCUGGCGGGCGCGGCUGCUGGCCCAAGCAGAGGCGGCGCAGGCGUCCGCAUAA